Anolis carolinensis (green anole) is the source of this 1407-nucleotide messenger RNA. Its product is annotated as chromodomain-helicase-DNA-binding protein 2-like. The transcript has 7 exons. Bases 1 to 1407 code for a protein of 468 amino acids. The record is from RefSeq and is a predicted model, not a curated record. Lineage: Eukaryota; Metazoa; Chordata; Lepidosauria; Squamata; Anolidae.
AUGGGAUCCCUACCGAAAGGCCCUGUCCCCGGUACAUCCAGGAGCAAGCCCAUCCAGAGCGGCGAAGACAAACUGCAUGACUUGGACCCGGAGAGCUUCAACAUAUGCAAAGAGAGGAUGCGGCCGGUGAAGAAAGCGCUGAAGCAGCUGGUCAAUCCGAAGAGAGGGCUGUCUGAGAAGGAUCAGGUGGAGCACAUCCGGAGGUGCCUCCUGGAGAUCGGUGACCACAUCUCCGAGUGCUUGAAGGCGUUCUCGGAGCAGGAGGAGCUCAAGCUCUGGAGAGGGAACCUCUGGAUCUUUGCCUCCAAGUUCACAGACUGUGAUGCGAGGAAGCUGCACAACCUGUACAAGAGGGUGCACAAGAAGCGGUCCCAGGAGGAGGAGCGGAAACAGCAGAAGAAAGAAGAGGCCACCGGAGCCAAGAAGAUGUCUCGCCCGGAGCACUGCGGGUCCAGCUUGGAUUCCGUUGUGUCUCCCUUGCCCAACGCCACUUCAGCUCCUGCUCCUGCUCCUGCUCCUGCUCCUGCUCCUGCUCCUGCUCCUGCUCCUGCUCCUGCUCCUGCUCCUGCUCCUGCUCCUGCUCCUGCUCCUUCUCCUCCUCCUCCUCUUCCUCCUCCUCCUCCUCCUCCUCCUCCUCCAAAGGUCCAGCAUCCACAGCCCCAUCCUUCUCAGAUACAUGGGCAACAGCGUGACAACUACAGCUACCCGAAGAAAAGGCCUUUCAGUAAUUCGGGUAAGGGACCAAAUGGAAGCUGGCACAACAUGAGACAGCAAAACCAAGCAACUCCCUUUCCUUGGCUCAUGUAUAAGUCUAUAAAUCUAAUCACGUGGCUCCCAAAGCUCUUGGCUUUACCGAAGAGUUUCCCUUUUCUUUCCUGUAGACCGAAGCGACUUGCAGCGGGAGCGCAAGCUCAGCUACGGCGGCAACGCCAGCACAGGCACAAGGAGCACCACGAUGGAGACCGCCGCCCACGCGAGGAACCUCAUUGCAGCUCGGAGAGCUACCAGCCCAAGACCCCCUCUCGCAAGCGGCCCCAUGAGCAGGACAACAGUGACCGGGACCACCGGGGCCACCGUGACUCCUAUGACCGGCACCACCAUAAUCCCAAGCGGCGAAGAACCGAAGAGAUCCGUCCUCACCAGCAAGAAUUCAGGCGGAUGUCGGACCCCAUCGGCUACCACGGCCAGGGGCCUUCAGACCACCACCGCUCUUUCCGCCCGGAGAAGUCUGGUGAUUCUAAGAUGUCCUCUGCUCCUCCCUCCAAGUACUACGAUCCUCGCUCCCCACAUGCACAGAAAGCCCCACAUGAAGCCAUGUCUGUCUUUGAACACCGGUCCCCCCUGCAAGGGUUAUAUAGGGAUCAGAAGAUCAGUCCUGGAUAUAACUGGCGCAGCCGGAAGACAUAA